CAACGCAGUAAACAAAUUUAAGGUAUAUCGAUAGACGUACACCCACAACCCCGAUUCCAGCCGGCAAAUUCCGGAACGUAGUCUCUUCUUUAAAAGUCUAUAUAGGAAGUUGCCAACCCGAUGGACAAGCGCGUCACAGUCCUGCUGCCCAAUGGUCGGCGGCAGAAUGUGAACGUGACGGCGAACAUGACGUUGUUGGAGAUUCUGGAGACGGCCUGCUCCAAGCACGGCUACGAUGCGGAGGAGCACUGCCUCAAGUUUCACAACAAGGUGGUCGGAUUGACGCAACAGUUCCGUUUUAGUGGCCUGCCUAACAACUGUGUCCUUGAGAUGGAGCAAACAGAAAAGCGGCGCACACUGAGUAACGUUCUUGUUUGCGUCCAACUGAACGACGGAUCCCGCCAGCAAGCGGACUUCUCGCCCAACGACACUAUAUGGCUGGUGGUCGAGAAACUCUGCGAGUCACAUGUCAAGGCUUAUGAAAGCCCCGUCAUCAUCUACAUGCGCAGCGAGGUCAUAGGACAGGAGCAGAUGCGACAGACCACUCUUAAGUCCCUAGGGAUCCUCGAGGGUCGUGCUAUGAUGCGUCUUAUCGACAAAAAGCCCGAGGACCUUAAGACCCAGGCAAAUGUGUACAAAGCUCCCGCUGUCAAGCCUCGUGUGGACAAUGACGACCAGCCCAGUACCUCCCGCUCUGCAAUGGCAGCUGGUGGCAGCGGAGGAGGCGGUGGAUUUGCUCUUACCAGCAAUAUGAUCAAGAAUUUAAAACGCACGGCUCCUGAAGAAAAGGCCAGCGGUAGCGAAGCAGCCAAGCCCUUAGGGGAAUCCAAUCAAGAGCAGCAGCCUCAACCAGAAGCACCUAAAUAUGACUGGGGCAAUGGUUCCGGAUACUUAAUGCACCACCCUCCUGAGCGAAAGCAGGCAGAAAACGAAGUCGAAGAGAAUCCAGACAAGCCUCCACCAGUGGUGAAAAUAAUUGGGCCACGCCAGGCUGUACUAUUUUCCUUGGACGAAUCCAAGAAAAAUGCGAAUGACCUGCCGGACUCAUUUUUCGACUUGACCGUCAACGAUUUGAAGAUGGUACUCCGUGAUUUAAAGCGUACUUCGAGCGGAGAUGACGACGCUCCCUUGCUGACAGCAAAGCUGAGGGAAUUGGAGCGCCAAAAGGCUAUGCUGGCUAAGCUUAACCAGUACAAGGACUGUGUGCUGCGCAUUCAGUUUCCCGAUCGCUUCGUGCUCCAGGGCAUGUUUAAGCCGCACGAGCCCCUUUCCAAGGUGGAGGAUUUUGUUCGGGAGUUUUUGGUUCAGUCAGGUGAGCAAUUCCAUCUCUUCACCAUUCCACCGAAGAAGGUGUUGCCCUCCGGUGAAACGCUCCUGGAGCUGAAUUUUGUUCCGAAUGCCAUCGUGCAUUUUGGCUUUAUCAAGGACUCGCUCAAUGCGGCGAGCAAUCGAUUCGUGAAGGAGCAGUACGUGGAUCAGUUGACCUCCGAGGAGGGAGCGCACUACGCGGUGCAAAAGUACCGCCUUACCCGUGCAACGGCCUCAGGAUCUAGUUAAUAGAUACAUACAUACAGUCUGUGUGAUAUUAAAUGAAUCCGCAUUAUUUCUAUAUA
Molecule: messenger RNA, 1613 nt
Organism: Drosophila sechellia
Lineage: Eukaryota; Metazoa; Arthropoda; Insecta; Diptera; Drosophilidae
Product: tether containing UBX domain for GLUT4
Exons: 2
Coding region: 121-1557 (478 amino acids)
Biological process (GO): intracellular protein transport; glucose homeostasis
Cellular component (GO): vesicle membrane; nucleus; cytoplasm
Molecular function (GO): protein binding
Source: RefSeq, a predicted model, not a curated record